AUGUCCAAUCCUCUCCAAGUGGUAGAUAUCAGCACUUUGGAUGCUGAAACCGGUAAAAAUCUACUCAAUGCCGCGUCGUCUCAAGGCUUCUUGUUUGUAGAGGGUCAUGGGUUUCUGGAUCGUGAAAUAAGUGAACUUUUCACUUUGUCAAACGGCUUUUUUUCCUUAGAUCAAAAUUACAAAGACCAGUAUGCCAUUGAUAGCAGCAAUCAUGGUUAUGUGCGUAGUGGUGGUGAGAACCUUUCGCCCGGAGACCAAAAAACGGGAGAUCCUAAGGAGGCACUCAAUAUUAGUUUCUUGGAUUUUGUCACCGGAGAAUCUGCAAAGCCUAUUCCUGACUAUUUUUCUGGGGAAAGAAAAGUGGCCUUGCAAAGUAUCAUUAAACGCUUGUAUGAGUUGUCAUUGAGAAUUAUGAAACUUGUAGCAAUUGGUUUGGAAAUGAAAGACAUUGACUGGUUCGAUAGUCGGUACGAUCCUGAAAAACCGUCUGGUACUACUUUUCGUCUUCUUCAUUAUCCAGGCCAAAAGUCUUUGAGUCCCGAGGCGGCGAUUAGAGCAGGUGCUCAUACGGACUACGGACUGGUGACGCUUUUGUUUCAGCAGGAAAAUCAAGAAGGUCUUGAAAUACACUCUCAAAUCUCGAAAAAAUGGGAAGCGGUUCCUUUCGUUCCUAGCAACAGCACCAAGUUUUCUGGGGAAGCACCGCCCAUUAUAGUCAAUAUAGGAGACCAAUUGAGCUACUGGACCGCUGGACUUUUGAAAUCUACCAUACACAGGGUCAAAUUUCCUGCCAAAGUUCAAGAAUCGGGCCAAGACCGGUACUCAAUAGUAUUUUUCAGCCAUCCCAAUGACGAUACGAUACUCGAACCGGUUCCCAGCGAACUCACAAGAGCAAUUAAAGGCCGUGGUACCAAUAGCGAGUCGAACCCUAUAACUUCCAAGAAGCAUCUCGAGAAGCGACUUGCAGCGACAUACGGAUGGAAGAAGUGA
This is a messenger RNA of Meyerozyma guilliermondii ATCC 6260, 990 nucleotides long. RefSeq lists its product as uncharacterized. The transcript has a single exon. Lineage: Eukaryota; Fungi; Ascomycota; Pichiomycetes; Serinales; Debaryomycetaceae. The record is from RefSeq and is a predicted model, not a curated record. Gene Ontology annotation, molecular function: dioxygenase activity. The coding region runs from base 1 to 990 and encodes 329 amino acids.